Porites lobata is the source of this 834-nucleotide messenger RNA. Lineage: Eukaryota; Metazoa; Cnidaria; Anthozoa; Scleractinia; Poritidae. The record is from the annotation of a GenBank genome assembly.
AUGAACAAAUUUCAUGGAAUAUUUUCUCUGUGUACUGCUUGCAAGACUCUAAAGACUCUUGCAGUUUUCAUGCCGCUUUUCUUGUCUACAACAUUUUCCGCUGACAGCACAGGCCAAAAGGCGCAUUUUCAAGUUGAGGAUAAAUCUGGGGAUUUAAAAAUCUCAGCAACAAAAGAUCUUGCGAAAGUGACAGCACAAGCGGACUCGGUCCAAGUUGUUGUCAAACCAGGCACGGCUGAUUACCCAGUUCUCAAGUCAGACAAACCAAUCGUACACGUAACACAACCCGGAUGGCACACCAUAAGUUUUAAAAAAUCUGCUAUCCUCAAAACAAAAAACGGCAAAACCAGGAGAAAUUGGAAGAAGAGGAUAUCUCAUUCAAAAAGCUUACAUUGGUUGAAACUGAGAAACAGAAGGAGAAAGAUGUUUAAAAAGAAUGGCUCUUCUCUUCUACGUUUAAAAAAGAAGAAGAUCUUUUCUGGAAGUCAUCAGAAGGAUCUAACAGGAAAUAAAAAAUCAGAAGUGAAAUACAGUGGAUUUCACGUGGCUGGAAAUGCCGGAAAACUUAAAAUGCAUGUGACUAAAGACGAAACAACACUAAGCAGCGAAUCAGGGGGAGUCGACAUAUCUUUGAAUAAACCUUCCUCCCCAUCAUCAUCGUCAUCGUCUUCAUCAAACCAGAGAAGUUUCAAAGCGCAGUCCCAGCAAUUUACAGGGGAGACUAGUAACAAGACCAUUCACUUUGCCUCUGAAAUUGAAAACAAUAUGUUCUUUAUCGGCUUGAGAAAAUCUGUUGUAACCGGACUCAAAGAUCAAGAACCAGAAUGGGACUAA